AUGAAACAAACUCCGAAGUUGGUGCGCCUAUCGUCCUUGUCCGAUGAGCAGGCCUUGGAUACCAGCUUGGUCAAAAAGUCGUUUGAAUUGUUUAUCCACAAUCUGCUCUCGGGUGUCACAGGGAACUGGAACCCUGAACAUCUCCGAAAAUUGAUCAAGUUCCACGUUCUGCGGGAUGUUGAUUCGGUAUCCAUCUGCUUCUCCGAACUAGAUGCUGCAACUCGGUCCGAGUUGGCUCCAGGCGACAAAUCCGUCAUCUCAUGCAUCUAUUGCCAAGAUUUGGACGAGUUUAUCGUAACAUCGGUAGAUAUUAUCCGCCUCUUGGAGCAUAUAGUGGAUGAGAAAACCUUCAAGGUGGAGGAAAAAGGUCGGAUCAGAAGAAACUUGCAAAUUCUCAACCCCACAACCGUUUCGUCUAAGGAUCCGGUCUUACAGACAUUCUACAAGCAGUUGAUGGGUAUGAAAAAUCCUAGAACAUGCAAUAUACAGAAAAAGAUCAAGGUAUUCCCCUGGUCCUCAUUGAGCCUGGCCAUCAAAAAGGUUCUAUCCAAAUACGCCAUCGUAAUGCGACCAGGAGAGCUACUAAAAACCGGAAACCUUCAACAGGAGUAUGUUUCGUACAUUCUGCCAGUAAAAAACUCGGUAUUGGAUAACGCUGCAAGAAUGCCGAUGAUCUCCCCAGAGUCUCUGCUCUAUCUUGAAGACCUGUUGGAGCAAAUUCAGGCGUAUCAGCCACAUUUUUUACCACAGGCUCAAUCCCCAGAGAUAAACAUGAUCCCCCUCUCGUACACAAUGGAUACUCCCAUGUUCCCAAUGUCCCAGACGAUCCCUCAUACCAGUAUCUACCAGGGUUACCCCGACUUGGCAAUUUCAGGGGAGGAGCCGUCGUUUGUGUCCCAGUCAAUGCCAACGAUUCCCGUAGUUCUUCAUCCCGACGAUUUCAGUUUUCCUCCAAUAUACUACCACGAUCCACAGAUAUUGUCAAAGGAGACAUUUGCGUUGGACUACGGAGUUUUCGUCCCGCCGAGACCAGACGAGGCGGUCGAGAAGUAUACCUAG
This is a messenger RNA of Babjeviella inositovora NRRL Y-12698, 1059 nucleotides long. RefSeq lists its product as uncharacterized. The transcript has a single exon. The record is from RefSeq and is a predicted model, not a curated record. The coding region runs from base 1 to 1059 and encodes 352 amino acids. Lineage: Eukaryota; Fungi; Ascomycota; Pichiomycetes; Serinales. Gene Ontology annotation, cellular component: nucleus.